Messenger RNA from Beta vulgaris subsp. vulgaris (sugar beet), 765 nucleotides. RefSeq lists its product as uncharacterized. NCBI's taxonomy places the organism in Eukaryota, Viridiplantae, Streptophyta, Magnoliopsida, Caryophyllales, Amaranthaceae. The coding region runs from base 1 to 765 and encodes 254 amino acids. The record is from RefSeq and is a predicted model, not a curated record. Gene Ontology annotation, molecular function: nucleic acid binding; RNA-DNA hybrid ribonuclease activity. The transcript is spliced from 2 exons.
AUGAACCCAUCAACCACCAUUGAUUCACUUGGAGUUUGGGAUGGCCAUGAUUGGCACUGGUUAAUUCCUUGGCGUCGCGAGUUGAGACCUCGGGAUAUAGAGGAAAAGGAAGCAAUGUUCAACUUGUUGAAAUCCGUCACUCUUGACGUCUCCAGAGAAGAUUAUCAGGAUUUGGUUCUCCUAAGAAUGUGUUGGUGGCUCAAGGCAUGGGAGGAUGACUUCCCAUACUCUCCAAAUGAGGUUAUCCACAAUCCAAAAUGUCUCAACUGGAAAAAGAGUGUGGCACCCCGAAUUUCAUCUCAGCAGCAUAUUCCUCAAAUAUGGUCUCCCCCAUCUAUUAAGACCCUAAUGUGGAAUGUGGAUGCCUCAUUUAAACCCCAUCUUGAUCAUGCUGCAGUAGGUGGAGUGCUUCGCAAUCCCAUGGGCAACUUUGUAUGUUUAUUCUCAAGUCCCAUCCCUCUCCUUGAGAUUAAUUAUGCCGAGGUAUUUGCAAUUUUUAGAGCUAUCAAAAUAUCUAUCAAUUCGGACAGAAUCAAAAAUCACCGCAUCAUCAUCAUCUCUGACUCUUCAAAUGCGGUUCAAUGGUGUAAUCAAGACUCUGGAGGGCCAUGGAAUCUGAGUUUCAUGUUGAAUUUUAUUCGCAAUGCAAGAAAACAAUGGCUCACACUAUCAAUUAUCCAUAAAGUGCGAGCUACAAAUGGGGUAGCAGAUUCCUUGGCUAAACAAGGAUUGUCAAGAAGAGACGAGUUUCUUGCAUGGCUUUAA